Rhizopus microsporus ATCC 52813 is the source of this 972-nucleotide messenger RNA. RefSeq lists its product as uncharacterized. The record is from RefSeq and is a predicted model, not a curated record. Lineage: Eukaryota; Fungi; Mucoromycota; Mucoromycetes; Mucorales; Rhizopodaceae. The transcript is spliced from 3 exons. The coding region runs from base 1 to 972 and encodes 323 amino acids.
AUGUCUGAUAACCCAACUAUCGUCUUGCACUGGUACCCUACCUCACCUUUUGCUCAUAAAGUCGCAUGGGCUUUAAACUUUAAGAAAGUACAGUACAAGUCGGUCAUAAUUUCUCGUGUCGAACCUCGUCCCAAUCGUCGUCCUAUUGAUGGUGGAUACAGAAAGACACCUAUACUCCAAAUUGGUAAUCAUACUUACUGCGAUACCAAGGCUAUCUUUGCUGAACUUGAAAAAAGAUUCCCUGAGCCAAGCUUUUAUCCAAAAGGCCCUCAUGGCGAGCCUACAGAGGCAUCAAUCAGCGCUUUGGCUCGAUGGUUAGACAAUACCCUGUUCAUGAGCACCGGUAGUCAAUUCCGUGUUGAAACUUUUGACGAGACUUUUAUAAAGGACCGAAGUCAAUUCGCUGGUAGAGAGAUAAACAAGGACCAAAUAAAUGCUCUCAAGCCUUUCACGCGUCACACCUUGAAGGCUGACGUGGCGCUCUUGAAUCAUUUAGUGACUGAACAUAGUCAAAACGGCGAGAAGUGGGCCUUUGGCACAAGUGAACCAUCUGCAGCCGAUCUUCAUGUAGCUAUGAGUCUUUGGUUCAUAAAUGCCAUGAUUGGCUUUGAUUGGAUUACGGAUAAUUUCCCAGUGCUGGGACUUCAGUUGAAGAAGACUCUAGACUAUGUUGGUUACGAACAACUCGGUUCUUUACCAAAGAUUUCUGAAGAAGAGGCUAUUGAAGUUGCCAAGAAAGAAAGAUGGGAUUUGGAAGACCCAAAGCAUGAUGGCUCUUUACCUAUUGAACUUGGCACAGAGGUCACAGUCAUACCUACUGAUACAGGUGUUGUGCCCAGCGUAGGUAAAUUAGUUCAUAGCACUAUUCGGGAAACUGUGAUUGAGCACAAAAACGAGACUCAUGGUACUACAGUUUAUAUUCAUUUCCCUGUUGUCGGUUUUGUUGUUAUUCCAAAGUUAAACAAGUUAUAA